Lindgomyces ingoldianus is the source of this 1708-nucleotide messenger RNA. RefSeq lists its product as uncharacterized. NCBI's taxonomy places the organism in Eukaryota, Fungi, Ascomycota, Dothideomycetes, Pleosporales, Lindgomycetaceae. The record is from RefSeq and is a predicted model, not a curated record. The transcript has a single exon. The coding region runs from base 323 to 1591 and encodes 422 amino acids.
UUUUCGACCAGUUCUACUCUACAAUUCUAUGACCUUCACUUCCUCUCCUCCACUGCAAAUUACACCUGCCCUCUCUUUCACCUCCUCAGUCUCACAGCUCUUCUUGCUAUCAAAUUCAGGCCCCCUUAAGUCUGUAAUAAGACGUCGUUCCCUCCAUUUCCGCCGUCGAAAUCCGCGUAUGCCUGUUCUUUCACCUCGCGGUCGACUAAAUCACGUGCCCCUAUGGCGGCGCCUGUAUAUAAAUCCGCCACCUUUAAACAAAUGAAGUUUUCUUCUUCUCAACCUAAACGACCACAAAGCUAAAGCUCUCCUUCGGCCCGUCAUGGCGUCGUCAUCGUAUGGCCUCCGGAGUCAGAGUGGCGGCCGGCGGAAGUCCUACGAGGACUACGCAGGCUUCCAGGGUAUAGACCUUGCGAAUGACCAAGACUCCUCGUAUGACAGUCACGAAUCGACGCGUGGGGGUACCCCACGCUCCACCGCCUCGGUGUGUUCUUUACCGCUCGGGUCUCGAGCUGAUGUUAACAUUCACAACGAUGGUGAAGAUGGCGAUGGAGGGUACUCUCUAUCCUUAUCACCACUCAAGCAACCCUGGGAUUUUACGCUUCCGGUGAUCCAAUACCGAGCUUUCCGCAACCAUCCCAUCCAUUUAUACCACUUCAACACUGUGCUGCUCUCCUUCCGCGAUCUCAAAAACAGCUUCACAAGUCACGAGCUCGGCUGGCAACAUUCACUGACAGGCCUCGAUCCCGGCCGCGACUGGCGCAUACCAGAUGGCGAUGAAAUCCCCUUCGGAUGCAUUGAAGUCGGAUAUCUGUCGAACGUCUUUAGAGCUACAGAAAAAGCGCCGAAGUCAAAGGCGGCCCGGCUUCGCGGGUGUGCGAUCGGCUUCCGUCUCCAAGAGGCGAGGGGUGAAGGAUGUGUAAUUGGAUGUCCGAUCGCGGGUAUUGAGUGGUUUUGUUUCCGGAGACCAAUGAAAGAGAUGUUAGAGCAGAUGACCGGUAUGGGUGGUAGGAAGGUCUUCAACCUUGUGGCACAUAUCGAGAAAGGCUCUAUGGAUUGGAGCAAUGAGCAUCGGGAGUGGUAUGAGUCUAUGGUGGGUGGAGUCUACAAGCCGAUGAAGUUGAGGUUGAAGUGUGGGCGGUGUGCCAGAAAUGAGUUGCAGGCUGCCAAUGCCGUGAAGAUCGAAGGAGAUGAGAAUGGAGGUCAGGAAACGCGACAGGGAGAUACAAAGCUUAAAUUGAGAAUACGCCUCGGGAGGAGUAGCAGGGACCAUUCGAUCUCUGUUGCGACUGGAGAGACCGAGGACCAGUAUGACGAAGGCGAGGGAGGAAAUGAGCUCGAAGAGGACUAUGCCAGCAAAGCCCAGGAGCAUGGAGAAGAAAAUGAGCUCGACGAAGCGGAAGAAGAUUCUGAAGAGGACGAACAGGACCAAGAGCCUGAUGAGAGUAAAGAGGGACAAGAAGAAGCAGACGACCAGAUUCCCACCGCCGCCAACACCAACCACAGACUCAUGACUCCCGCUUCACUAGACGGUCGCGUGAGCACUUCAACAGCCUGUCGCAUGAAUAGGAUAACCGAAAGAUGGUAUUAGGGAAGAGCCCCGUCCUGUCUAGUUUCGUUGAAGAUGUGGUCCUCCGGCGGCUUCAAGUAUGGUAGCUGAACUGCAAAGGCUACAUCCUAAAAUGUAUUUCAGGAAUACUAAAAAGAG